Erigeron canadensis is the source of this 1901-nucleotide messenger RNA. Its product is annotated as serine/threonine-protein kinase tricornered-like. Lineage: Eukaryota; Viridiplantae; Streptophyta; Magnoliopsida; Asterales; Asteraceae. Gene Ontology annotation, molecular function: protein serine/threonine kinase activity; ATP binding. The record is from RefSeq and is a predicted model, not a curated record. The transcript has 13 exons. Gene Ontology annotation, biological process: intracellular signal transduction; peptidyl-serine phosphorylation. Bases 105 to 1724 code for a protein of 539 amino acids.
GAGAAUUGGUUGCCAAGUUAGAAACGAUUUAGUAUUUUGUUGUGUGAUUUUAAGGCACUGAUUCGCUUUGGUGGUAUGGUCACAUUGGGGGUGAGGGAGAUUUGAUGGAUUCUGCAAGAAGUUGGUUACAUAAAUUUCAACCAAGAGAUCGGUUGAGGUCAAAUACUAGGAGAAAGGAUUCGAUGGGUGGUGAUGAGGAUGAGUCGAUUUCAGAAGAAGAAGCAUCUAAUAUAACAAAGCAGAAGGUUGCUGCGGCUAAGAAGUAUAUCGAGAAUCAUUACAAGGAGCAAAUGAAGAAUUUGCAGGAGAGAAGAGAACGGCGAGUAUUACUAGAACAGAAAUUGGCAGAUGCUGAUGUUUCAGAGGAAGAUCAAAGUAACUUACUUAAGUUUUUAGAGAAAAAAGAAACUGAAUACAUGCGCCUUCAAAGGCACAAAAUGGGGGUAGACGAUUUUGAGCUACUCACUAUGAUAGGGAAGGGUGCUUUUGGUGAGGUCAGAGUCUGCAAGGAGAAAACAACAGGCAGUGUCUAUGCAAUGAAAAAACUUAAGAAGUCAGAAAUGCUUCGUCGAGGCCAAGUUGAACACGUGCGAGCUGAAAGAAAUCUGCUUGCAGAGGUGGACAGCAAUUGUAUCGUCAAGCUAUAUUUCUCUUUCCAAGAUGCCGAAUAUUUAUAUCUCAUUAUGGAAUAUCUACCCGGCGGAGAUAUGAUGACAUUGCUUAUGAGAAAAGAUACCUUAACUGAAGAUGAAGCAAGGUUUUAUGUUGCCGAAACAGUUUUAGCUAUUGAAUCCAUUCACAAACAUAAUUAUGUACAUAGAGAUAUAAAGCCAGAUAAUUUGCUACUUGAUAGAUAUGGUCAUUUGAGAUUAUCAGAUUUUGGAUUAUGUAAACCAUUAGAUUGUAGUACAUUGGAAGAAGCAGACUUUUCGAAUGGGGACAAUGCCAGUGGAAGCUCAACAGGCGAUGAUCGUUCUAGUGGUCCAAGACGAACACAACAAGAACAGUUGCAGCAUUGGCAACAAAAUAGGAGGACACUUGCUUAUUCUACUGUUGGAACUCCUGAUUAUAUAGCUCCGGAGGUUCUACUGAAGAAGGGUUAUGCAUUGGAAUGUGAUUGGUGGUCUCUUGGUGCCAUUAUGUUUGAAAUGCUUGUGGGAUAUCCACCUUUUUACUCGGAUGAUCCGAUGUCAACCUGUAGGAAGAUAGUAAAUUGGAAAAUGCACUUGAAGUUCCCUGAAGAAGCAAGGCUUUCGUUAGAGGCAAAAGAUCUAAUUAGCAAACUGCUUUGUAAUGUAAACCAGAGGCUAGGUUCAAAAGGUGCAGACGAAAUAAAGGCUCAUCCUUGGUUUAGAGGUAUUGACUGGGAGAGAAUUUAUGAAAUGGAAGCUGCAUUCAUUCCUGAAGUUAAUGAUGAGUUGGAUACUCAAAAUUUUGAAAAGUUCGAAGAGUCUGAACACCAAAUGAAUAGUGCAGCAAGAUCUGGACCAUGGAGAAGGAUGCUUUCGUCCAAAGACAUCAACUUUGUUGGUUACACAUACAAGAACUUCGAGAUCGUUAAUGAUUAUCAAGUCCCUGGAAUGGCGGAACUUAAAAAGAAAAGCAACAAGCCGAAGAGACCAACAAUCAAGUCCUUAUUUGAGGAAGGACCGGAAACGGACACAGAGACAUCAGAGCCACAAGCUAAUGGAUCGUUUUCAAAACGUUUGCCGCCGAAGGUAUAAGUCUCUGAAAAGAGAAAUAGAAUGGGGGUAGUCUCCACUGAUAGCAUAUGAUUAUAGCAGCAUCAAAAUUGUAGUCUUUGUCUUCACCACAAGUUACUGUUCAAAUCUUUACCAGUUUUACUCCACUGUUUGCUUUGCACAAUGGACAUAUCUAGUUGCAAAAAUAUUACAAGUGAU